AUGCUGAGCGUUGUCUCACGACGAUUCGUCUCCAACUCGCGCACCCUUGGCAAGGCUGCCACAUCACGUAAACGAGAGGAGGAAAAGAAAGAUGCCGCCAGCCCGCAGAAAUCCUUCUACUACGACGAUCUCGAGGUGAUUCGUGCGAAAGGAACCCAGCUCCACCAAAAGCCGACCGAUUACAACAAUCUGGCGUUCGGUCACGUUUUUUCGGAUCAUUUCGUGAAUGUGGAUUGGACUGUCGACGAUGGGUGGACGAAACCGAAAAUCGAGCCUCUCCGCGAACUUUCAAUUCACCCUGGCGCAAAGGUACUUCACUAUGCUGCUGAACUCUUCGAGGGACUUAAAGCCUACCGUGGAGUUGAUGGAAGGAUACGCAUGUUCAGACCUGACAUGAACAUGGAGCGUAUGAGAAGAACUGCGGCUCGUGCAUCCCUCCCCGAUUUUGAUGCCGAGGAAUUGAUCAAAAUUAUGGUUGAAAUGCUCCGAGUCGAUAAGGAAUGGGUGCCAAACUCGGAUACCGCCUCUUACUACAUCCGGCCGACGUUGAUUGGCACCGAUCCAACACUCGGUGUUGCCACUUCUUUGGCAGCGAAGCUUUUCGUGAUUGGUGGACCGGUCGGCCCCUACUAUGCCACCGGAUUCAAGCCCGUUUCUCUUCUUGCCGAUAGCCGAUUUGUGCGUGCUUUCCCCGGAGGUGUCGGAGCCUACAAAAUGGGUUGCAACUACGCGCCAACGAUUGCCAUCAACAAGAAUGCUGCUCGAGAGCACGGAUGCCAGCAAAUCAUGUGGUUGUACGGUGGUGAUGAGGAAGUGACUGAAGUCGGAACGAUGAACAUCUUUGUGCUCUGGAAGAACGAACAGGGUGAUCUCGAAUUGGUGACCCCACCACUCGACUUGGGAUUGAUUCUUCCUGGAGUCACCCGUCAGUCGUUGCUCGAUUUAUCGAGGGAGUGGAACGAGGUGAAAGUCACCGAAAAGUCGUUUACGAUGGGUGAAGUGCGCAAAGCCCUCAAGGAAGGACGACUGUGCCAAAUGUUCGGAGCGGGAACAGCGGCCGUCGUCUCGCCAGUCGGAGAGAUCGUCCACCACCACAAUGGCAAAUUCGAGCGACUCAAGAUCCCGACGAUGGACUACAAGCCGAAUUACAUGCAGAAGCUCUACGACGCAAUCACUGACAUCCACUACGGCCGCGCGGUGAAAGAAGGAUGGACGGUUGAAGUCGAC
This is a messenger RNA of Mesorhabditis belari, 1227 nucleotides long. The record is from the annotation of a GenBank genome assembly. Lineage: Eukaryota; Metazoa; Nematoda; Chromadorea; Rhabditida; Rhabditidae.